Messenger RNA from Lottia gigantea (owl limpet), 1105 nucleotides. RefSeq lists its product as hypothetical. The transcript has 5 exons. Gene Ontology annotation, biological process: sulfation. NCBI's taxonomy places the organism in Eukaryota, Metazoa, Mollusca, Gastropoda, Lottiidae. The record is from RefSeq and is a predicted model, not a curated record. Gene Ontology annotation, molecular function: sulfotransferase activity. Gene Ontology annotation, cellular component: cytoplasm. The coding region runs from base 50 to 904 and encodes 284 amino acids.
AAAUAAUAAUGAUAACGAUAGAAAAAGUGAAAGAUUGCGAGCAAUAACAAUGGGCUAUUCCCACCAAGACCAGCAAUACACAGCUCCCUGGCCAUUUCUUGCCGAUCAAGCCAAACUUUGUGAAAAAUUCACAUUCAAUGAUAAUGAUGUUAUCUUAACGGCUUAUGCUAAGUCAGGUACACAUUGGUUAUGGGAAGUGUUAUCCAUGUUAAUAAAAGGAGAAGCCGAACCCUCAAAAUCAGCCAAAGAACGUCUGAUGUUUAGUUUUGGUACACAGAAAGACUUUGAUAAAUACCAGUCCCCCAGGAUUUUUAACACCCACGUGAGAUAUAAGGGACUUCCCAAAUGUUUAAAAUCGGAGAGUAAUGUGAAGACUAAGAUGGUGUAUUUAUUAAGAAAUCCUAAAGAUGUGGCCGUGUCGUAUUAUUAUCAUUUGAAGUCGGCAACAGAUUUUGAUUAUAAUGGUACCUGGAACGGGUUUUAUAGUUUAUUUAUUGAAGGCAAAGUGCCUGGUGGUUCUUGGUUCGACUAUGUGGUAGAAUGGGACAAAGAAAUCAAUUCAGGGAAACAUCCAAACAUUAUCGUCAUGUAUUAUGAGGAUUUACAAAAGAACUUUACAUCAGAAAUCAAGAGACUAUCUGAUUUUCUCGGCUUUAGUUAUUCCAACGAUCUCUUCACGGCCAUAGCUGAAAAAUGUAGUUUUUCCAGUAUGAAAGAAAAUGAUGAACGAUUGAAAGAACAGUUUCCAAUACAUAUGUCGAAAGAUGGAAAAAAUUUCAUUUAUAGAAAAGGCGUGGUCGGGGACUGGAAGAAUCAUUUCACUGUAGCUCAAAACGACGAGAUGGACCAAAUUAUCACCAACAGACUGAAGGACACAGAUUUAAAAUUCCAGUAUUCGGUCUAGUGUAGAUCGUUUAUUACAAAUCUAAUCCAUUGAAUUCAACAUAUCAAUCGUUAUAGUCUCAUUGUGUGAUCCAUCCAACCUCCUCCGCGUCUCUCGAAAUAAAGCCUGGUGGUACGAGCCACCCAAACAAAGAUAAACGGUUUACAAGGCUUGUGCUACUUGAACAAUAUACACUGUAUGUAAUGGCUCAAUCAGAUCAGU